AUGUAUAAAGGAUUAAAAUCAACCAGAAGUGAAGAUGAUUCUAUUUACACAGGCUCAUCUGGUAUAAGCCUCUUGAAUCUACAUCUGUAUAAAACACUGGGUGAAGAGAAGGAGGAGAAAUAUUUACACACUGCCCUACAGUUUCUAGAGAAACCCCUUCAACACCUGAAAAACAAACGUUAUACAUUUCUAUGUGGGGAUGCAGGGCCGUUAGCCCUAGGGGCUGUCAUAUAUCAUAAGCUGAAAGAUGACAGCAUGUCAAAAGAAUGCAUUAAAAGACUAGAAGAUCUAUAUUAUCCAGUAUGUAAAGAUUAUGAUAUACCUAAUGAGUUACUGUAUGGUCGUGUAGGAUAUAUAUACUCUCUGUUAUUUAUACAGAAACACCUUGGUCCAGAAUCUAUCACAAACACAAUUAUACCAAAGGUAUUGAGGGUCAUCAUAGAAAUGGGUAGGAAGGCAGCCGAGGAGGAGAAAUCUCACACACCAUUGGUAUUUACCUGGCAUGAUAAACACUAUCUUGGAGCUGCCCAUGGUAUGGUGGGCAUCAUAUUCAUGUUAUUACAGCUAGAUAAACAGCUACUCGAGCCGUAUUUAACAGAUAUCAAAUCUUGUAUUGAUCACCUACUGUCUAUACAGCUACCAUCUGGUAACUUCCCAUCUUCUCUAGAAAAUAAAUCAUCAGAUAAACUGGUUCAUUGGUGUCACGGAGCUCCUGGCUGGAUUCACAUGUUUCUUAAAGCACAUGAGUUAUUUGGAGAGAAGGUAUAUCUACAGAAGGCUAAACAGUGUAGUGAAGUAAUUUGGUUACGUGGGUUAUUAAAGAAGGGCUAUGGUUUAUGUCAUGGUAUUGCUGGGAAUGCGUAUGGUUUUCUAUCAAUGUAUAGAACCACUGGCGAAGAAAAACACUUAUAUCAUGCUUAUAUGUUUGCUACAUGGUGUAUGGAAUAUGGGAAUCAUGGGUGUAAUACUCCAGAUAGACCUUUCUCAUUAUUUGAAGGGAUGGCUGGUACCAUUUACUUUUUAGCUGAUUUGUUACACCCUUUAGAAGCUAAAUUUCCAGCUUUUGAGCUCUGA
Molecule: messenger RNA, 1074 nt
Organism: Lottia gigantea (owl limpet)
Lineage: Eukaryota; Metazoa; Mollusca; Gastropoda; Lottiidae
Exons: 8
Coding region: 1-1074 (357 amino acids)
Biological process (GO): carbohydrate metabolic process; peptide modification
Cellular component (GO): plasma membrane
Source: RefSeq, a predicted model, not a curated record